GAGUAUGCACAAACUAAACAAUUAUGAAUUCAAUAUUAACUUAUCCCAAUCUCUAAUUUUAUUUUACCAUAUAUAAAGAUUAAAGGACUGCAAAGACAAAUAGAUAUGAUAUCUCAACGUAAGGAGUUAAAAGACCACAGGUGGCCAGACCUCCAAGUUGCUUCUUGGCCGCUCAGAGAAAUAGACAUGGGAUAUGCAAAGCAGACAGAUAGCUCUUCAUGUGGCCUCUUUCUUUUGAACUAUAUCGAAUACUGGACAGGGGAUGAACUGUCUGACAGUUUUACCCAGGAUGACAUGUCACACUUUAGGAAAAAAAUGGCUGCUAUAUUACUAUCUUCAGACCUGAAUAAGAGAAGGGGGUGUCUGUUAUACAAAAAUGAAAAAGAAGUUGACUCUGGAAGCCCAUCUGAUGUUGAGAUAUUAGAAAACCCAACAGAUUCUAAUAAGAGGAAACUACUCCACGUGCUUGAUGAUAGCGAAGUAGUGUUUGAAGAUGAGGAAGGCCCUAUUACUCAAGCAGACUUGCAAAGGUGGUUUGUUGAUGAUUGGGAUAAAAGAGCUCCUAUAAAAGUCUCUAACGAUUGUUGCACCAAUGACUUUUUAAUGGUUGGUCUUUCCACAAAGGACAUGCCAGUGACCAAAGCCGAUUCAAUAGAUGUUUUAUGUGAUUAUAUCAUGGCAAUAGAAGACGAUACGACACUAGAGAGAACAUGGGUGCGAAGUUUCAAUCCUUUUAAGAUAGAAAUAUCUGUCAAAGACCUGCAAAACAUAUUAACGACAACUCAAGAUAUGAUUCUAAGAUGUUUUGAUAUGGCUGUUCGGCUGCUUGCCAAUAAAGAGUCACGUAAACCGAAAGAAGAAAUCAUAAAUAAUAGAAAGCAUUAUAUGGACAUGCGUUUUUGGAGAAUGGUUGGUUUUGGUAAACUUCCAAAGUACCAUCAGGAUCCUACAACAGAAGAGUUGGCCAAAACACUAGAUUGUUGGCCAUCAAUGAAUUAUUAUAUCACGGGUUGUAGAUAUGUUCUCAUGCCAUGGAAAUUCAAUGGAUGUCACGGUUUAAUACCAGCUACCUCGUUCUACAAGCUAUAG
Molecule: messenger RNA, 1089 nt
Organism: Zea mays
Lineage: Eukaryota; Viridiplantae; Streptophyta; Magnoliopsida; Poales; Poaceae
Exons: 7
Coding region: 106-1089 (327 amino acids)
Biological process (GO): proteolysis; protein desumoylation
Cellular component (GO): nucleus
Molecular function (GO): deSUMOylase activity
Source: RefSeq, a predicted model, not a curated record